Molecule: messenger RNA, 2383 nt
Organism: Hydractinia symbiolongicarpus
Lineage: Eukaryota; Metazoa; Cnidaria; Hydrozoa; Anthoathecata; Hydractiniidae
Product: archaemetzincin-2-like
Exons: 3
Coding region: 66-1619 (517 amino acids)
Biological process (GO): proteolysis
Molecular function (GO): metallopeptidase activity
Source: RefSeq, a predicted model, not a curated record
GUAACUAACAAACUAGCUGUAUACCAAGCUAGCUUUAUAUAUGACUUUUAUUUUUAGUGAUAAAAAUGGAUAAAAAGUUAAAGAAUCUCCAAGCUGCAGAAAAGAAGUUUUAUGAUCUUAAAAUAAACAAUUUGUUUCCGACGUAUGCUCCUCAACCUGUAGCACCUCAUAAUAAUGCAAAUGGUUCACAUGUCAAUGCAGAAAGCAGGCAAAGCGUUUCUGAAUGGGAAAGUUAUUUUACUCGCAAUAAAUAUACUUCAUUCACAAAAUUUGCUAGAAGUAGGAAACAUAAAAUUUAUAUAUGUCUAAUUGGACCUUUUCCUGACUAUUUUUUUGAGAAUAAUUUAAUUUUACAUCUGAAAGAAUGUUUAAAGAUAUUUACAGAAGCUUUUUUUCCUGGUAUGUGUAUUGUGUUCAUGGAUGAAAAGAUCGAUCACAGAGAAAUUAAAUGUCAAACUCGCUUUCAUCAAAAAUCAAAGCAAAAACAGUUAUUCUUGCCAGAUAUCAAUGUAUUUCUUAAAAAUAUUCGUCCAAAAGAUGCAUUUUGUGUUUGUGGCAUAAGCUGGUUUGAUUUUUAUCCUGAUAAAGAUUUAAAUCACAUAUUGGCAGAGGCUUCUUUUAAUAAUGGGACAGUGGCAUUUAGCUUCGGACAUUACUAUAAAUUCAAAGAAAAAGAGGCAAAAAUGAAAGAAUGGGAGAAUGAUUUUGUAAUUGAACCAUCUAUUGAAAUUGCAGAUAGUCUAAAUAAAUAUGACAGGCAAGAAGAAGGAUUAACUUCUUCGUCAUAUGUUUACAUCACAUCCAAUGAAAAGGAAGAAGCGAAGUAUCGCACAGAUGACUUUGACGAACACAACUGCAUGUCAUCUGUUGUGAAGCCUCGCACUUUGUCCAGUCCUAUAGCCAGACAGAAUUCACCAACAGGUCCCAAACUUCAGAAGUUGUCCGAUAAGGUUUAUUCAUUCUUAGAAAAGCGCUCACCCAGCCAUUCAUUGUCUUCACUUUCAGAAUCAAGCUUGCAAGGUCAGGCAGAUAUUUACUUUCCAACAGAUGAAAAGUCAGUUAUAAGUAUUGUAUCAGACAUUUCUAUGGUAGAUGUAAACAAUAAAGUGAGGCAUCAAAAUUCAACCACUCUAAGUGACUGCGAUAGUGAAGAUAACCUUGAAUGGGAUACCUGUCAAGAUCUACAGCCAUGUCAGUCUACUGCAUCAGUUGGUAGGGAACCUGAGCAUGAUAACCUUAUUAGGUCUGCAUUACCACCUGGUUGUGAAUUUCAAAUUGACUGCCGGUUGUUAAGAAGACUUUUUCGGGUCAUAUCUCAUGAAAUUUGUCAUGUUUUGGGGAUGAGACACUGUCAAUAUUACACAUGUACUUUGAAUGCCACUGCAUCUAUUUUGAAUGUAGAUGUGCAGCCAUUACUGCUGUGCCCGAUUUGUGUCCGAAAGCUUCAAAUCGCGUUGAAAUUCGAUUUAAUGCACCGCUACAAGAAGUUACAUUCAUUUCUCUCUCUGCAUACACAUGAGAAUGGCUCAAUGAACAGCCCGUUUUCUCUGGUGGAAAAUUGUCAGCUGCAAACUGAUAAAGAAAUUAUUAGAAAUAUAAUUGAUUUUAUGCUGAACUAAAUUAGAUGUUUUGUUAAAGUGUUACUUUAACUUAAACCCUGAUAACCAUGAAAAAAACUCCUUUGGUUCAUAGUUGAUUUAUCAGAUUUGGACAAUGAUUGCGUGGCAAUAGAGGAGGAUGUUUGUGUUUUUUUUAAAAAGUUUUUAGAACCGAUGCUUACUAUGCACAGUAUUUUCAAAGUAUUAUUAUUUUUUUAAAAAUUGUUUUUUAUCAUAUAAAUGUACAUUAUAUCAUAUGCUCCUAAAAAAUAAAAGAACUGUAUCUAUAUUUAGCAAAUUAUUUAUUUUUAUUCUAUACUAUACUAUCUAGUAUAGUAUAUACUAUAUAUUAUUACUUUAGAAGCAAUUAGUUGUCAUAAAAACAUUUUAUUUAUGAAUGAGUGCCGUUAACGUAUUUGCACCAUAUUUUUUUUUGUCCUUGCAAACAGAUCAAUUUUCAAAAUAUUCAUGUGCAUAUUGUGUGCUUUGUAUGACGUAAAUGCGCGAAUGACGUUAAACGUUAUUAACUUUUUAUUUUCUUUAAUGAGUAAAAUAAACAAAGGAAUUGACGUUUUAAAAGAAUUACCGAUGACAAUGAUUUUGAUUUUUUUGACGGAUUAAAUUAUUUUGCACAGUAAUCACUUUUUUUGCUGCUGAUUUAUACGUAGGAGCGACUCGUUCGAGCAAGUAUUUAUUGAAUUCAGCAUUAUUUUGUAGCCCCCUGUAUUUCGAAAUAAAGUUAUUUGUACUUUUUUAAUCAGUUUUAAAAAAAAAUGGAAUAAUAA